UUGUCCGUUCUCCUCACCACUGUUAACAAAAUGCAGACGUUAAAACGUGUAUAAUUGAGUUACCUAUUGUAUUACUUCUAUACAAAUUUUAUUUUACACGUUUGAACCGUUAUUUUGAAAGCACUGAAAUUGACUUCCGGUGAUGUUGCGUUAAAGUUACCAGAGGCUGCGCCAGUGAGUACUUGUCGAAGGUUUGGAGAAGUUAACGCACUUCAAUAAUGAUGGCAUCGAGUUUCAGGGACUGCAAGGCAUGGAGUGCAGAAUGUCUUCCAUUGUCCACCAGCAGUAAUGAGGCUUGUAAACUAUAUGACGCCAUACUCACUCAGUAUGUGAAAUGGCGGAAUGAUGAAACCGUGGGAGGAUUUGAAGGAUGCAUUUCUGCUAUCCAGACAGCUGAUCCCAACUUUGUCAUGGGUCAUGUGAUCAGCACGGGGCUGGAGCUGGUGUCAACAGCAACCUCCGCCCGUACCAACGAGCGCCUGGCCAGCGAUGUGAGGCGAACAGUGGAGCUGGCCAACAGCCAGGUCCUCUCUCCCAGAGAGAGGCUCCAUGUCGAGGCCAUGGAGCAGUAUUCACACGGAUGUUUUAGAAAGGCCUGUGAUGUAUGGGAGGACAUCCUGGUGGAUCACCCCACUGAUAUGCUGGCCCUCAAGUUUGCCCAUGAUGGCUACUUCUACAUUGGAGCCCAGGCCCAGCUUAGGGAUUCUGUGGCCAGGGUGCUGCCCUACUGGAAGCCACACAUGCCUUUCUACAGCUAUCUGAAAGGACUGUAUUCCUUCGGUCUCCUGGAGACUCGCUCCUAUGACCAGGCUCUGAAAGUAGCCAUGGAGGGCCUCGCUCUGACUCCGGACGAUGCCUGGUCCGUUCACUCUGUAGCCCAUGUUUAUGAGAUGACCGUACAAGUGGACAAAGGCUUGAAAUUCAUGGAAAGUAGAGAGAAAGACUGGCAGGGAGCUGACGUGCUUGCCAGUCAUAACUAUUGGCAUUGGGCUCUAUACUUCAUCGAGAAGGGGCAGUACGAAGCCGCUCUGCAAAUAUACGACACUCAGGUAUUCAGACGUUGCAAAACUACGGGAUCCAUGUUGGACACUGUAGAUGCCAGUUCAAUGCUCUGCAGACUGGAGAUGGAGGGCGUGUGCGUGGAGGACCGUUGGCGGGAGCUCUUCCAGGUAACACGGCCGCACACCGACGAUCACGUGACCUUGUUUAACGACGUCCACUUCCUCAUGGCAUCGCUGGGAGCCAAAGAGAGCGGGACGUCUCAGCGUCUGCUGGAGGGCCUCCAGGAAUUGGCUAAAGAGCCAGGGGACAAUCAGCAGCAUCAGUUGGCGGGGGCUAUCGGUGUAUCAAUCUGUCAGGCCAUGAUGGAGUACAACCAGGGCAACUACAAUCGAAGCAUGGAAUUACUUUACCCGUUGCGCUACCGCAUGGUGGAGAUUGGUGGCAGUGAUGCACAGAGGGAUGUCUUCAAUCAACUGCUCAUUCAUGCAGCCAUGAAGUCUGAGAAUAAGCACCAUCAGAAGCUGGGAAGAUGUCUUCUGGUGGAGCGCGAUGCCAUGAAGCCCAACUCCCCUCUGACGGAUCGUCUGAUGCAGAGAGCGCUGGCUCUUCACAACUAGACCGAUCAGAGCGGUUCUCGUGCUAAUAACGUCAACACCAUAAUGUGAAGUGUUUACAUACAACUUGAUACAGCACUUCUUUCAAUGCUCUUUUAGAUGCAGACCUUUUUAAGCUUUGUAAGUGAACACAUUUAUACUUCUGAUCAAUAUAGAGCAGUGUAACUGUCACAUUUCAAUAUAAAUACUUUGGAAUACAAUCAAUACAGAAUGAAUAUACACUUUGAAUUUUGCAUGUGAUGACAUUAAAGUGCACUACACUUUUGUAGGCACGUUAAAAUAAGAAAUGUAUUCGAUGUCGCAGUGAUACAGUAGCAAUAAAAAAAAAGAUGCCCUUGCACAUGUCAAA
Anarrhichthys ocellatus (wolf-eel) is the source of this 1965-nucleotide messenger RNA. It is a transcript of the gene ttc38, whose product is annotated as tetratricopeptide repeat domain 38. Gene Ontology annotation, molecular function: protein binding. NCBI's taxonomy places the organism in Eukaryota, Metazoa, Chordata, Actinopteri, Perciformes, Anarhichadidae. The coding region runs from base 219 to 1619 and encodes 466 amino acids. The transcript is spliced from 14 exons. The record is from RefSeq and is a predicted model, not a curated record.